AGCAAGGCAUUCGUUUACCUUAUUGCAUCAGUCAUGGAUACCAAGCGCAAGGUUGACGAGUCACUCGCAUUACUCAAUUCUCUUUUUGCUCACCCUAACAAGAAGUCAUUCGCAGGAAAGCUAGCAAGCGAUACGAAUGAUGGCACCAGUUAUUCUGAAGGUAUCAGUGGUAAAGAUGGCGAAGCAGAUGCCAGCCAUGUGCAUGAUCAGCCAUCCUCAACUGUAACUGUCACAGCAGGGCUUAAGAAGAGAAUCUAUCUACCACCUCGCCCAUCAGUACUGGAUAAACUCUCACGGUUGUCAACCUCGCGACCGACGUUGGAAGAUUCUAUUGCAGCUUCAAUCGCAGCCAGUGCAUCAGCAACUCAGUCCGGUUACUCAGAAGCACCCGUUCAUCAUCUAUCAUCAAAAUAUAUGCCUACAGCCGUACCAUCCUCAAAGAAGCCAGUAGUCGGCUCCCUUAAAUCCAACAAACAAAGGUAUCUUCCUUGGUCCAGAGAUCAAUUUCAUGAGCGCUUGAAGACAUUCAAGCCAUCCACAUGGUUCGACAAGCCUAAAGCAGUCAAUGCUGUUGAGUGUGCUAAACGUGGGUGGAUCAAUCAAGGAGACGAUAGACUAGAGUGUUGUGGAGGGUGUAAUGGGGUAGUCAUUGUGAAGACGGAUUAUGAGCAGAGCAGGGGUGAUGGGGACAUGACCGUAGAUAAUGUGGAGGGUACAUCAAACGAUGAUUCGGAAAUGUUUGAUCUCCUACAAGAGACGGACCUCGAAGUUUUAGGAUCAAAAUUUCAUGCGAUGCUUACCGAUAAUCAUGAAUCCACAUGCCCAUGGAAGACACACCCUUGUGAUAACAACAUCUACAAGUUUCCUGUAGUAACUCCGUCGCAGGCUCGAGAGGACCUUUUGUAUCGAUUACACCAGUUAGAAGCAAUGGCAAGCGAUCCUUUAAUCGAGAAGAUACGGCAUCCAUUGGGAAACGCUGAAGUUGAAGAGCUGAAAGGCAUGUUUCCAGAUAUUGAAAAUAAUAAACUUCUGAUCCUGUCUCUCUUUGGAUGGACGGCUCAGAGGGACCGCAAGAUGUUGAUCUGUUCAGCAUGUCACACUCAAUGCACCUAUAUUCCUAGUAUACCUAAUUUUGGGUCCAGCAGUGAUGAUUUAACCAGUGAAGUCGAUAAGCAUACGGACAGUAACCUGAAUGAAGGGGAAGAGAAUGACGCUGCGUUCGAUGUUGUUCAGUCACAUCGAUGGUAUUGCUAUUGGGUUGAUCCUCAGUAUGAUACUGAGAUGAGAGAGGGAUGGAGAAUUCUGUUGGCAGGCUUGACCACAUCCUCUGCACGUGGAAAAAGCACAGUAGACGGUUCACUAGAUCAUCAUUCUACUACGAAGAUUGCGCCAAACGAAGCAUUGAUUCAGGUAAGGCGCAUGCUCCGUGGCCAGACUGCAUUGUCAUCUGUCCGAAGAUCUGAAAUAUAAAAAUGCAAAGAAAGAGG
This is a messenger RNA of Lobosporangium transversale, 1487 nucleotides long. Its product is annotated as C3HC zinc finger-like-domain-containing protein. NCBI's taxonomy places the organism in Eukaryota, Fungi, Mortierellomycota, Mortierellomycetes, Mortierellales, Mortierellaceae. Gene Ontology annotation, cellular component: nucleus. The transcript is spliced from 5 exons. The record is from RefSeq and is a predicted model, not a curated record. Gene Ontology annotation, molecular function: zinc ion binding. Bases 34 to 1470 code for a protein of 478 amino acids.